UGGAUUGUUGCAUUCGCUUUCGCGCUUUGGUUCGAAUAGCCCCUAGAGAAGUUUCGCGUCAAAAUUGGUGUCGACUGCCUUAUGACGAUGAUCUGAUUUUUUUCGCCAAACAUCGUGACACAACGUGAAACCCGUAAUUGUGCUUUGAUUUACUUUUGAAUGCCACGGACCAGAAUCAGGACACAGGGCAAAAAACCUCUGCAUUUAUCAGGAAGCUUAGGUCAAAAUUUGCUUUAGUAGAGAAGCAGAACCGAACCAUCCAUUUUAAGUUGAAGUCAAUGCAGCCGAUAUAGUCCAAUAAUCAAAAGAAAAUAUACAAAUUAUGCCAACGAAACGUGUAAUCAGUAAUGUUCUACUCUUUCUUAGUAUCGUUACAGCUACAUCAGUGGAGAGAAAAGCAGCUAAAAACUAUGGUUGUCCUUCAAAUUUUAUAAGACUAAGCCAUAGGUGCUAUUUCUUUAGCAAAGAAAAAGCUACUUGGCAAGAUGCAUUUUACCAGUGCCAUUCAAUGCACAGUAGUCUAGCUAUAAUAAGAAAUAGUAAUCAAGACAAAUUGAUCAAGAAAACAUUGAGCAAAAAUACUAUGGAACCGUUGGAAAGGUGGCUUGGCGGACGGUAUGAUUGGCAACAAAAACGAUGGAAAUGGGCAGCUUCUGGAAAACCCUUAAGCUACAAAGGUUUCGAUAAAUCGGUGAACCAGGAGGAAGAGAUCUUACAAUGGAACUGCAUUAUUAUUGAUCCACUUCUUCAACUCAAAUGGAACUUCCGAAGUUGUUUAGAACAAAAACAUUUCAUUUGUCACAAGAAAAUUCAGAGCAUUACCAACAACAAGCCAAGAAAGAAACAAAUGAAACAGAAACAGUAUAACACGAAAUAUCUUAACGAGAUUCCUAUUCCUGACUUACCAAACGAUAUAUCAGAAAAUACGAUCUCUCUUGAAUCACAACAGAGGAAAACACCAGAAUCCGACCCUUUCCAUUUAAAAAUUGAUUCUUUUCCAUUAGAUGCUCAGCCGGCGUAUAGACCGAUUGAACGGAAAAAUAGGAGACGAAGAAAAAACUGGCCAGUGCCAGCUUUGAAGCAAUUUACUAAUGGGACUGUAUACGAAGACAAAACGACUUUACUAAUUAGUAACCAGCCUCUUAGACGAAGAAGAAAUAAAGUCAAAGAAGACGAAAUCGGACAGAGCCAAUUGCCAAUGUAUUAUAAAACUUAUAAAGAAAGCAGACGUUCGCAGCAUCCAUUACAUCCAAGUCCUAUAGUGGAGGAAUAUAAUUUUGCAAAAAGCCAAUAGACAAAAUAAAAAGCGAGACUAGGUUUCAUCAAAUUAUUUGAAUUGGGUUUUUAUUGGAUUUUUUUUUUUUUACUUUGGCAAAACGUUUCAGUCAUUUUAAUUCACCUUUAUUCACUUUAACCGC
Messenger RNA from Ceutorhynchus assimilis (cabbage seed weevil), 1418 nucleotides. Lineage: Eukaryota; Metazoa; Arthropoda; Insecta; Coleoptera; Curculionidae. The record is from the annotation of a GenBank genome assembly.